Babjeviella inositovora NRRL Y-12698 is the source of this 899-nucleotide messenger RNA. RefSeq names its product dynein light chain. The transcript has a single exon. Lineage: Eukaryota; Fungi; Ascomycota; Pichiomycetes; Serinales. Gene Ontology annotation, cellular component: cytoplasmic dynein complex. Gene Ontology annotation, biological process: cilium assembly; microtubule-based process. The record is from RefSeq and is a predicted model, not a curated record. Gene Ontology annotation, molecular function: dynein light intermediate chain binding; dynein intermediate chain binding. The coding region runs from base 147 to 425 and encodes 92 amino acids.
CUUUUUUGAUUUUCCAGCGGCACUUUUCUACGUCCCUUCGAUGCAGGCCAUUCUUGCCGCUUGCCUCCAAGUUUACAUCAAGAACCAGACGGCUAUAAAACGUUUCACCAUUCUUAUAUCAUCCAUUACUCUUGCACAUUUACAUCAUGUCCCUUGCUAAAGACGCUACUCCGGUCCUCAAGGCCGCAGACAUGCCGGAAGAGUUGCAGUACAAUGUAUUUGAGUUAGCUGGCAAGUUUUCCCAGGAACACCAGUUGGAGAAGGACAUUGCCCAGCUGUUGAAGAAAGCGUUGGACGAGGAGUACGGGCAUACAUGGCACGUAAUUGUGGGUAAUUCCUUCGGCUCCUACGUCACCCAUGAAAUGGGCUUUUUUGUCUACUUCUAUAUCGGUCCAAAGGCCUUUUUGUGCUACAAGUCUGGGUAAGUCCUCCGUUUACCGAUGAGAGUGCAUGGCCUGAGGAUGAUACUAAUGCAAUAAUGUAUUUUAUUUAAGCGAGUGUAAGACGGUGGGGCAAUCUACUGGGCAAUGAAUAUGCGAGCAAGGCUUCUUGGUUCCAACAGAUGAAGCUUUUAACGUUUUGAUGGCCAGGCAUAUUUUUCAGUAAGGAAUCCUCGAUCUGGUUCCCAGAUUCUGAUUUGGUUUUAUCUGAAUCCCGGUCUCAAAUGGAAUCUGUAUGGAACUCUUCAAAGGCCCGAGUGUGUGGACCAAACUUGUUUCAGUUAGGCACCGGAGGCGGAAUAUGUGAAGAUACAAGCUAAAAGUCAGAUAAUCUGGCCGCUGCUGCCAUACCAUUGUGGGGUAUAUGAAAUGAAGCGGCAUCUCUAGUUGCAAGCCGCUAUCUCUUGCCGCAAACCAUCAUUGAUUAAUAAUUAACGACAGUCUCUUUAAUAUCGGAAA